AUGACGGACAAGUCUCAAUUCCAAGAGGGCCACAGCGUCCCGGUGACGGAUCAGAGCUUCCCAGGAAAGGAGGGAAAGCUGCCCAUCACCCCUCAGUUUGAUCGCAUUCCAGACGGCCAUGGCGGCUCAAAGCUUUACCAAGCUGCUGGAAAGCUCAAGGACAAGAAGGCCAUCAUCACAGGUGGCGACUCGGGUAUCGGUAGAGCAUCCGCCAUUCUGUUCGCUAUGGAGGGUGCCGACUCACUCAUCGCCUACCUGAAGGAGGAGGAGGAGGAUGCACAGGAGACCAAGAAGCGCGUCGAGGCCUACGGCCGAAAGUGCUACCUGGUUCCCACUGACCUCACCGACCGUGCAAACUGCCAAAAGGUCGUCGACGCGGCAAUCGAAAAGAUGGGCGGCAUCGACAUUUUGUUCAACAACGCCGCAUACCAGAUGAUGAAGGAGAACAUCAAGGACCUCUCCGAGGACCAAUGGGUGCAUACGUUCAACGUCAACAUCCAUUCCUUCUUCUACCUCUCCAAGUACGCCCUGCCUCACAUGAAGAAGGGUUCGACCAUCAUCAACAACGCGAGCAUCAACGCCUACGUCGGCCGUCCAGACCUGCUUGACUACACUUCGACGAAAGGUGCCAUCAUCUCAUUCACACGAGGCCUGAGCAACCAGUUUGUCGACAAGGGCAUUCGUGUCAAUGCCAUCGCUCCAGGACCCGUCUGGACGCCGCUCAUCCCUGCCACGAUGAACGAGGAGGCACAGAAGCAAUUCACCGCCCCAAUGGGCCGUCCAGCGCAGCCCUCUGAGAUUGCGACCUGCGUGGUGUUCCUCGCAUCGACUGACAGCUCAUGCAUCAGCGGCCAGACAAUUCACUGCAAUGGUGGAACCAUCGUCAACGGUUAA
Molecule: messenger RNA, 894 nt
Organism: Colletotrichum chrysophilum
Lineage: Eukaryota; Fungi; Ascomycota; Sordariomycetes; Glomerellales; Glomerellaceae
Exons: 3
Coding region: 1-894 (297 amino acids)
Molecular function (GO): oxidoreductase activity
Source: RefSeq, a predicted model, not a curated record